Molecule: messenger RNA, 2082 nt
Organism: Salvia hispanica
Lineage: Eukaryota; Viridiplantae; Streptophyta; Magnoliopsida; Lamiales; Lamiaceae
Source: RefSeq, a predicted model, not a curated record
AUGACUUAUCAAAUGUUGCUAGCAUUGGUCUUAUUGUUGUUGAUCCAGACAGAUCUCUUCGCAUUGGGCAAAUCCACUUGUAGCAGCAAUGGCAAUUACACCAGCAACACCGCAUACGGUGCUAACCUCAACAUCACUCUCUCCUCUCUCGCUACAAACAUCGGCAAUGAUGGCUUCUACAACGCCUCAGCCGGGCAGGGGCCCGACCGAGUCAACGCCCUCGCGCUGUGCAGAGGCGACGUCCAGCUCAUCGCGUGCCGCCAAUGCGUGCAAAGAGGCCACGUCGAACUCGGGGUUAAGUGCCCGGUUCAGAAGCAGGCAGUCUUCUGGGAUGAGUUCUGCACUGUGCGAUACUCGAAUGAAACCGUCUACGGGACCCUGGCGACUAGGCCCGGAUACUUCUACUGGAAUACACGGAACGUGACGAGUCCUGAACAGUUUAAGGAGGUUCUGAGGGCGUUGCUCGACGAUCUUCGGACACGAGCUGCUGCCGGCUCGUCUACCAGGAAAGUGGCGCGUGGGAAUGUAACUGGACCCGAUUUUCAAAGGAUUUUCGGGCUAGUUCAGUGCAGCCCGGAUUUGUCAUCGGGGAACUGUACUAGCUGUUUGAUUGCUGCCAUUUCAGCUAUACCGCGAUGCUGUGGCGAAAAAAUUGGGGGUAGAGUCUUCUUGCCAAGUUGCCAUCUUCGUUUCGAGAUGAAUCUGUUUUACAAUCAGACUAGGGUGAAGGAACUGGAGUUUGUUCCUGCGCCUUCCCCUGUUUUCGAGUCAUCGCCGUCUGGAAAGAAAAAUGGUGGCACGACUCAAACUAUUGUCAUAAUUGUGGUUGCAGUUGUUAUGUGCUUGAUAGUGGUUGUAUCAGCUAUCAUAUUUUUAAGAAAGAGAAAGAAACAUAAACCAAAGCAAAUUGCUCAAAAUGUCGACGAGAUUAGCACCGUCGAGUCUCUGCAGUAUGCUUUCAGCACAAUCAAAGCCGCAACAAAUGAUUUCUCUAAUCAUAAUAAGUUGGGCCAAGGUGGAUUUGGGUCUGUUUACAAGGGGAAACUCCCAAAUGGUCUAGAAAUUGCCGUGAAAAGACUUUCGAUGGAUUCCGGGCAGGGAGAUGUAGAAUUCAAGAAUGAGGUUCUGUUAUUGGCUAAGCUUCAACAUAGGAAUUUGGUUAGACUAUUAGGUUUCUCCUUAAAAGGAAUGGAGAAGCUGUUGGUUUAUGAAUUUGUUCAAAAUUCAAGCUUGGAUAACUUCAUAUUCGACUCAAACAGGAAUUUAGAUUUGGAUUGGGAUAGACGCUACAAGAUCAUAGGAGGUAUUGCCAGGGGAAUCCUCUACUUACACGAAGAUUCUCGUAACAAGAUCAUUCAUCGUGAUUUAAAAGCUAGUAAUAUUCUUCUAGACAGAGAGAUGAGCCCCAAGAUUGCGGACUUUGGUUUGGCAAGAUUGUUUGGACAAGAUGAAACGCACAGAAAUACAAACCAAGUUGUGGGAACAUACGGUUAUAUACCACCAGAGUACCUAAUACACGGACAGUUCUCAAUCAAGUCCGACGUCUACAGCUUUGGAGUAUUAGUCCUUGAAAUUAUCACCGGCCGCAGAAAUAAUGGUUUCCGAAGCGAGGGUGAUAACGUUGGAGACCUCAUGAGCUUCGCAUGGAAAAGUUGGCAAGAAGGAAGAGGUGGAGAAGUGGUGGAUCCAAUUUUGAGGAGUGGUUCAGGCUCGGGUCCGGGUUCGACAAAUGAAAUUCUGAGAUGCAUCCAUAUUGGUUUGUUGUGUGUUCAAGAAAAUGCAGCGGAUCGGCCAACAAUGGCUUCUGUGGUACUUAUGCUGAGUAGCUUCUCCAUGACCCUAAAUAUACCUUUGGAGCCAGCAUUUUAUUCUACCGGUGGUGGUGGUCAUGCAUUGGAGCAGUCCCUUCGUUCUUCGCAAAAUCAAGCCUCCAUUACUGAAUUACAGCCACGCUGAUUCCCCACAGAAAAGUUAGGUUAUCUUUUUUGCCAAUUGUAUUGUUAGUUUAUUAUUCACAUUUUGUGUUUUCUUGUUAUUUAAAUUCUUUUCUUACUCAGCUUAAUAUUUGAGUGAACUUUAAAA